Molecule: messenger RNA, 3856 nt
Organism: Fukomys damarensis (Damara mole-rat)
Lineage: Eukaryota; Metazoa; Chordata; Mammalia; Rodentia; Bathyergidae
Gene: Mrtfa
Product: myocardin related transcription factor A
Exons: 13
Coding region: 199-3021 (940 amino acids)
Biological process (GO): smooth muscle cell differentiation
Source: RefSeq, a predicted model, not a curated record
UCUGCCACCCGGGCUCAUCUGAAGGGUGGCAGUUGGUGAUUGUUCUGAGAACAGGAGCAAGUUCUACAGUCUGGUUUGAGUACAAGCAUGAGAUUGAAUUUGUGAAUGCCUUCCGUGGUGUCUGAAGACAUCUUUUUUUCUGUGACUUUGACUUCCUCCGUUGAAUUUGUCAGCUGUUGUUUCUAAGAGGACUUUGUCAUGACUCUGCUGGAACCUGAGAUGUUAAUGAUGGCUGUACAGUCAGUGCUGCAGUUGAAACUCCAGCAGCGCCGAACCCGGGAAGAGCUGGUGAGCCAAGGGAUCAUGCCGCCUUUGAAAAGUCCAGCUGCAUUUCAUGAGCAGAGAAGGAGCUUGGAGCGGGCCAGGACAGAGGACUACCUGAAACGGAAGAUCCGUUCCCGGCCAGAGAGAUCGGAGCUGGUCAGGAUGCACAUUUUGGAAGAGACCUCGGCUGAGCCUUCCCUCCAGGCCAAGCAACUGAAACUCAAGAGAGCCAGACUAGCUGAUGACCUCAAUGAGAAGAUUGCCCAGAGGCCUGGCCCCAUGGAGCUGGUAGAGAAAAACAUCCUGCCUGUGGAGUCCAGCCUGAAGGAAGCCAUCAUUGUGGGCCAGGUGAACUACCCGAAAGUGGCAGACAGCUCUUCCUUUGACGAGGACAGCAGCGAUGCCUUAUCCCCUGAGCAGCCUGCCAGCCAUGAGUCCCAGGGCUCAGUGCCAUCACCCCUGGAGGCCCGCAUCAGCGAACCACUGCCGAGUGCCACUUCUGUGUCCCCCACUCAGGUUCUUUCACAGCGCCCACUGGUCCCAGAUUCUGGAGAAACACUCUUCGUGGCAGAGCAGCCGCCUCUGCCUCCCCCGCCUCUGCUGCCUCCCAGCCUCACCAAUGGAACCACCGUCCCUACUGCCAAGCCUGCCCCCACGCUCAUCAAGCAAAGCCAACCCAAGUCUGCUGGAGAGAAGGCACAGCGCAGCAAGAAAGCCAAGGAGCUGAAGCCCAAGGUGAAGAAACUCAAGUACCACCAGUAUAUCCCACCUGACCAGAAACAGGACAAGGGGGCACCUGCCAUGGACUCGUCGUAUGCCCGAAUCCUGCAGCAGCAGCAGCUCUUCCUGCAGCUGCAGAUCCUCAACCAGCAGCAGCAGCAGCACUACAACUACCAGACCAUCCUGCCGGCCCCGCCCAAGCCUGCAGGUGAGGCUCUGGGAAGCAACGGGGCCCCCCCAGUACGUAGCCUCUCUGCCUCCAAUGGCUGUACCAGCUCAAGUGCCCCAGGGCCCGGGGGCCUGGCCCGUCAGAACAGCACUCCUCUUUCUGGCAAGCCAGGAACCCUGCCAGCCAAUCUGGACGACAUGAAGGUGGCGGAGCUGAAGCAGGAGCUGAAGUUGCGGUCCCUUCCGGUCUCUGGCACCAAGACCGAGCUGAUCGAGCGCCUGCGUGCCUACCAGGACCAAGUUGGCCCUGUGCCUGGGGCAUCCAAGGCUCCCACCACCCCCUCCCUGCUGUCCAAGGCAGGCGAGGUGGUGGUCGCCUUCCCAGCGGCCCGGCUGAGUACUGGGCCGGCCUUGGUGACCGCAGGCCUGGCCCCAGCUGAGGUGGUGGUGGCCACAGUGACCAGCAACGGUGUGGUUAAGUUUGGCAGCACUGGCUCCACGCCCCCGGUGUCUCCCACACCCUCGGAGCGCUCCUUGCUCAGCACAGGCGACGAGAACUCCACGCCAGGGGACGCCUUCGGCGAGACGGUGACGUCGCCGUUGACACAGCUCACGCUGCAGGCUUCGCCGCUGCAGGUGCUGGUAAAGGAGGAGGGUGCGGUGCGGGAGCCGGAGGGUCUGGACAAGGACCAGAUGCUGCAGGAGAAGGACCGGCAGAUUGAGGCGCUGACGCGCAUGCUCCGGCAGAAGCAGCGGCUGGUGGAGCUGCUCCGGCUGCAGCUGGAGCGGGAGAAGCGUGCGCAACAGCCGGGCGCCCCGGUGAAGCAGGAAGGUGGGCUCCCCAGCUGCCCCCUCAGCCGCCAGCCCCCGGCCACUGUGCGCCCCUUCAGCCCCGGCCUGGCGACCCCCAUCACCAGCCAGGGAGAUGCUGGGGCUGUGGCUGUGAAGCAGGAAGCUGCGCCGCCUGAACCUGAGCCCGCACCAGGCUCGCAGCUGCUCCUAGGCCCGCAGGCCAGUGGCCUCCUCCAGGGCAUCACACCACCCACCCUUGUCACCGACGCCACAGGGACUCACCUUGUCCUCACUGUGACCAACAAGAACACAGACGGCCCGGGCCUACUUGGCGGGAGCCCCCUGCAGCCCUUGUCCCAGCCCAGCUCUCCAGCCUCUGGUCCACCUGCCCAGAUGGACCUGGACCACCCACCACAGACCCCAUUUGGGACCCCAGCUUCUCUGCUGAAGAAGGAGCUGCCUGGCUACAAGGAGGCUGUGACCCAGCAGCCCAAACAUCAGGAAAAUGGUUCUUCAAGCCAGCAGAUGGAUGAUCUGUUUGAUAUUCUGAUUCAGAGUGGAGAAAUUUCAGCAGAUUUCAAGGAGCCACCAUCUCUACUAGGGAAGGAAAAGUCGCCUUCGGCAGCCUGCGGGUCCCCGCUGGCAGUACAGCCAUUGCCGGCUGUUGAGUUCCCCCAGGCUGCACCGCCUCCCCCAGGCUUGCCUGCACUCCCAGGGCGUCUGGAGGACUUCCUGGAGAGCAGCACGGGGCUGCCCCUGCUGACUGGUGGACACGAGGGGCCAGAGCCCCUGUCCCUCAUCGAUGAUCUCCACAGCCAGAUGCUGAGCAGCUCUGCCAUCCUGGACCACCCCCCGUCACCCAUGGACACCUCAGAACUGCACUUUGCCCCUGAACCUAGCAGUGGCGUGGGCCUGGACCUGGCCGACGGCCACCUGGACGGCAUGGACUGGCUGGAGCUCUCGUCAGGUGGUCCUGUGCUCAGCCUGGCGCCCCUCAGCACCGCCACACCCAGCCUCUUCUCCACAGACUUCCUCGAUGGCCACGAUCUGCAGCUGCACUGGGACUCCUGCUUGUAGCUCUCCGCCCCAGAGACGGGGGCCAGAAAGGGGCUGAAAGUUACAGGACUGGAGCCAACAAGGCUCGGUGUGGCUGUGAGUCUCGACAAUCACAGUCCCUGAGUGGCUGGCGUGGAGGGGCCACUGCUGGCUCUGGCUCACCCAGGGCAGAGGAGGAGCUGCCAAGCAGCAGCUCUGGGUCUCUGCUGGGGCUUUGGAGGCCUAGCCAGGGCCGUUUCAAUUCGACCUCCUUUUCUGAGGUCAGAGGUGCAGCAUCGGACAGCAACUCCCCCUUUGUGAGGAAGAAAGGCUCCCGGGCCUCUCCUCCCCAUCAGCCGCACCAGGGUUCCACAGCUUCCUGCCAUGUUAGUGUCUUGCUGUAGUGUGACCGUUUAGAGGUUGGUGGUAAAACUUCUCUGUACAGGUGUAUAUACCUCUAUAUUAUAUAUCAUCAUACAAUAUAUACGUAUAUUUGUAGGGGUGCAGGAGAUGAGUGCAGUUGCCUCGCCCUGCUUUCACAUGCAGAAGGGCCUGGAGUGCUGGAGACCGGAGGCAGGGUCACCCCGAGUGAUGUGCCACGUGGCUUGGCCCACCCCUCACGUGUGCUGACACGCAGACACCCUGUCACAGCCCCGUGCCCACCUUCCCGCUGCCUGGCUCCUUAGUGCCACGAGGGCAGAGGGGCUUCCUUGCCCACCCCCUGCCUCACUGCAGCCAACUCAGCCCUGGGACAGGAGGGGCUGCCGCCACUGGCCUCAAUAUGCUGGACUGUUUCAUGGGGGUAAAGGGGUGAAGUCACCAAAACCAGUGGCUGGGACAAAGGUGGGAACUGUGUGAACUUUUUAAAAUAAAAACA